AUGGCACGCAUCAACCAACGACCCAUUAUUUUUGCGCUCUCGAAUCCCACAAGUAAAGCUGAAUGUACAGCCGAGGACGCCUAUCGAAUAACAAACGGCUCUGUACUGUUUGCUUCUGGGUCACCAUUCGAGAACGUGGAGAUGGACGGAAGGAUCUUCAAACCGGGUCAAGGCAACAAUGCGUACAUUUUCCCAGGUGUAGCACUCGGAGCAAUUCUCUUCAAGGCCAAGCACAUCCCGGACAAAGCGUUCCUAUUGGCGGCACGAAGAUGUGCGAAUUUCGUGACAGAAAAGUCGUUGAACACGUAUGCUCGUUUGUACCCUCGAUUGAAAGAUAUCCGUGAGCUGUCUGUUCUGAUCGCUAUUGAUGUAGGGAACUAUCUUUUCAAACACAAUCUAGCCACUCUUCACCCCGAACCAGAAGACAAGCCUAAUGUUACGCGGUUUGAGAAGAUGACCGCACAU
Molecule: messenger RNA, 465 nt
Organism: Ostertagia ostertagi
Lineage: Eukaryota; Metazoa; Nematoda; Chromadorea; Rhabditida; Trichostrongylidae
Source: the annotation of a GenBank genome assembly